Molecule: messenger RNA, 915 nt
Organism: Thlaspi arvense
Lineage: Eukaryota; Viridiplantae; Streptophyta; Magnoliopsida; Brassicales; Brassicaceae
Source: the annotation of a GenBank genome assembly
AUGUCGGAGCCGCUUCCUCCUCCUCCUCCGAGGGCUUCCGGAUUCGGUGAUCCCGCAUUGGUGUUCCCUGAGUUUGCUUCAAAGCAGUGCGUGCUCGAGAAAGUUACAGAGGAAGAAGGAGAAGGAGAAGACAGCAGCUACGGGAAAGGCUCUUUCGACCUGAGCUCCAGGUUCUCGAGCCCUUCCGUCUUUCGAAACGAGUUCGACGCUGUCGAAAUCCCGAGAAAGACUCCGUCUUUGAAGCUUCCUGGAUUCAGAGAGGAAGAAGAGGUUGACCACGGUAGAAACUCAGGCUCCUUCGUGGAUCACAUCGGUGAAGAUGAGAAGAGAGAUUGCUCUGGGUGUUUCAGGAAAUGCUGUGCUUACACAUGCAUGUUUCUUUCCAUCGUCCUUAUCAUCGUCUUGUUGACAGGAUUGUCUGUGAACUCGUCGAUCAAAUCUAAGCUGCCUCAGGUUGUUGUCACAAGCCUCAAGUUCUCGAGAUUGGAUUUCGUCAACUCAACGACGGAUCUUCUGUUGAAUGCGAACUUGAACGCGGUUCUUCAGAUGUCUAACAAAAACGACAAGACGGUGUUGUAUUAUAGCCCCAUGAGAGCUGCUGUCUCUUCCGAGAACAUUAACCUCGGACAGAAGAAGCUUCUUGGGUUCACGCAGAGCCCUGGAAACGUUACCUCUUUGAAUAUUGCGACGAGGCUGAGGAAAUCCAAGGUCUAUGAUGUUGAUGCUACGUUGCUGAGGAACAAAGAGAAGAAGCUUGAAGCUGUGGUUAAUGUGUUGUUGAGCGGGAAAUUGGGUUUUGAUUGGUUGGGGUUUAGGAUUCAUUUGCCGGUUGUUAUUGCGUGCGAAGAUGUGAAGCAGAGUGAUGUGAUGAAUGCACUCAAGCCUAAGUGUGAUGUUCGAAUCUUUUCCCAAUGA